Molecule: messenger RNA, 2154 nt
Organism: Dermochelys coriacea (leatherback sea turtle)
Lineage: Eukaryota; Metazoa; Chordata; Testudines; Dermochelyidae
Product: extensin-3-like
Exons: 4
Coding region: 1-2154 (717 amino acids)
Source: RefSeq, a predicted model, not a curated record
AUGCCGGGGCCCCAGACAGAGACUUCGGGGGCCGGGGGGCAGGGAUGGGAGAAUGUGCCCCCCCACGUCCUUUUCCUUCCCAUCUUCUUUCUUCUUUUCCUCUCCGGGUGCUCGGGGGGCUGGGCAGACGGGGAGCCGGGCCUGUGCGUCUCCAGCAGGCAGGUGCAGGCCAGUGACCGGCAGAGCCAGAUGCUGCGUUUGCUGGCUGGGCUGCUCACCGCUCUCCCGGGCACGUCUCUCCCGCCUGCUAGGAAAGGGUGUCGGACCCCACAGCAGCUACAGAUUGACACCUGCAGCCCCUCUGUGCCCCCCUCUUCGCCAGUCCCCGAAAGGCUGGAUCUCACCAUUCCCGCGACCAGCUCCAAGCCGGUCCCACCCGCGGUCCCUCCGCAGCCCCCCUCCGAGCCGGUCCCACCCGCGGUCCCUCCGCAGCCCCCCUCCGAGCCGGUCCCACCCGCGGUCCCUCCGAGCCGGUCCCACCCGCGGUCCCUCCGAGCCGGUCCCACCCGCGGUCCCUCCGCAGCCCCCCUCCGAGCCGGUGCCACCCGCGGUCCCUCCGCAGCCCCCCUCCGAGCCGGUCCCACCCGCGGUCCCUCCGAGCCGGUCCCAUCCGCGGUCCCUCCGCAGCCCCCCUCCGAGCCGGUCCCACCCGCGGUCCCUCCGAGCCGGUCCCACCCGCGGUCCCUCCGCAGCCCCCCUCCGAGCCGGUCCCACCCGCGGUCCCGCCGCAGCCCCCCUCCGAGCCGGUCCCACCCGCGGUCCCUCCGCAGCCCCCCUCCGAGCCGGUCCCACCCGCGGUCCCGCCGCACCCCCCCUCCGAGCCGGUCCCACCCGCGGUCCCGCCGCAGCCCCCCUCCGAGCCGGUGCCACCCGCGGUCCCGCCGCAGCCCCCCUCCGAGCCGGUCGCACCCGCGGUCCCUCCGCAGCCCCCCUCCGAGCCGGUGCCACCCGCGGUCCCUCCGCAGCCCCCCUCCGAGCCGGUCGCACCCGCGGUCCCUCCGCAGCCCCCCUCCGAGCCGGUCCCACCCGCGGUCCCUCCGCAGCCGGUCGCACCCGCGGUCCCUCCACAGCCCCCCUCCGAGCCGGUCCCACCCGCGGUCCCGCCGCACCCCCCCUCCGAGCCGGUCCCACCCGCGGUCCCGCCGCAGCCCCCCUCUGAGCCGGUCGCACCCGCGGUCCCGCCGCAGCCCCCCUCCGAGCCGGUCGCACCCGCGGUCCCGCCGCAGCCCCCCUCCGAGCCGGUCGCACCCGCGGUCCCUCCGCAGCCCCCCUCCGAGCCGGUCGCACCCGCGGUCCCUCCGCAGCCCCCCUCCGAGCCGGUCCCACCCGCGGUCCCUCCGCAGCCGGUCGCACCCGCAGUCCCGCCGCAGCCCCCCUCCGAGCCGGUCCCACCCGCGGUCCCUCCGCAGCCCCCCUCCGAGCCGGUGCCACCCGCGGUCCCUCCGCAGCCCCCCUCCGAGCCGGUCGCACCCGCGGUCCCUCCGCAGCCCCCCUCCGAGCCGGUCCCACCCGCGGUCCCUCCGCAGCCCCCCUCCGAGCCGGUGCCACCCGCGGUCCCUCCGCAGCCCCCCUCCGAGCCUGUCCCACCCGCGGUCCCUCCGCAGCCCCCCUCCGAGCCGGUGCCACCCGCAGUCCCUCCGCAGCCCCCCUCCGAGCCGGUCGCACCCGCGGUCCCUCCGCAGCCCCCCUCCGAGCCGGUCCCACCCGCGGUCCCUCCGCAGCCCCCCUCCGAGCCGGUCCCACCCGCGGUCCCUCCGCAGCCCCCCUCCGAGCCGGUCCCACCCGCGGUCCCUCCCCGACCUCUCUCCUCAUCCACGGGCGCCCAGCACUGAGCCGGCCAAGGACUCUGGAUCCCAAACCCAACCGUGUGCCGGGCCAGGGACGCGUUGCACAAUUCACACGACAGCCCCAGGGUCUGGGCUGCCCUCCGUGGAGGGCAGAAGGGAGACCCUGGAGUCGGCGGAGAGUGGGUCCAGCGACCAGAGCCAGGUGUGCCCGGAGUCCGUGCAACGCCGUGCCGUGAGCAAACCACCCGAGAAACAAGCGGCCCUGGCUGGCAUGACCCGGCUGCCCCAGAUCCAGGCAGCUGCUCCUGUAUCACCCCUCAGGGGUCAGGUGAACCGGCUGUCUGCAGGAUCCGGAGGAAAGGCCUAA